Messenger RNA from Porites evermanni, 413 nucleotides. The record is from the annotation of a GenBank genome assembly. Lineage: Eukaryota; Metazoa; Cnidaria; Anthozoa; Scleractinia; Poritidae.
AUGCCCGAGACGCAGCAGCAAGAGGGUACAAGCAAGUCAACAUUUGUGUCGUGAUACGGACGUUCUUGUCCUCCUUUUGGCACACUGAGAGCAGCUUUGUCAAGAGAUAUGGAUGUUUGCGAGUACAUCAAGACAAAGGCGUUACAUACCAGUUCACAGAAUCACGCUCUCCGAGGAGAAGAGGAAGUCGCUUCUGGCAUUUCAUGCCAUUACUGGCUGUGAUACGACAAGCCAGUUCUAUGGUGUGGGCAAGGCAUCGGCAAGGAAAGUCUUCGAAGAUGCACCUGACCUCUUGGAACACCUUGGAGAAGAAAGCCAAAUCAGUGCUGACGUUCUUGCCAAAGCUGAAGCCUUUGUAUGCAAACUCUACAAUCCUGGAACACAAGAGGUGGAAAUCAACCAAGAAAGAGUAG